UUGAAAGGUUAUCCCAGCCAGCAAGUUGGUUCGCCCGGUUAUACUACAAUGCUGAUCAUAACAGGUUCAAGAAAUUUUCCCCUAUGACUAUAACAGAGUUCCACUCAAGGGAGAGCCAGACGUGGAAGGCUCUGAUUAUAUCAAUGCCUCUUUCAUUGAUGGCUAUCCUGACAAGAAAAAGGCCUACAUAGCUUCACAAGGUCCUACAGAGCUGACAGUGGGAAGGUUCUGGGAGAUGAUAUGGGAGUACCAGGUCCCCACUAUCGUCAUGCUUACUCACUGUGUCGAGAGCGCCAGGGUAAAGUGUCAGCAGUACUGGCCAGGGCAAACAAACACCACUGAGGCCAUAGGAUCAAAGUUUGGCGUCACUGUUACUUCAUUCCUUCCUUAUGCAGAA
Geodia barretti is the source of this 397-nucleotide messenger RNA. The record is from the annotation of a GenBank genome assembly. NCBI's taxonomy places the organism in Eukaryota, Metazoa, Porifera, Demospongiae, Tetractinellida, Geodiidae.